Molecule: messenger RNA, 360 nt
Organism: Aspergillus glaucus CBS 516.65
Lineage: Eukaryota; Fungi; Ascomycota; Eurotiomycetes; Eurotiales; Aspergillaceae
Product: histone H2A.Z-specific chaperone CHZ1
Exons: 3
Coding region: 1-360 (119 amino acids)
Source: RefSeq, a predicted model, not a curated record
AUGAGUGCCAACUUCAACGACCCCGCGGCCAAUGCCCCCGAUGCGGCUGCGUACAAGGGCAAGGGCAAGGCUGAGGACCCUUCGGUCGAGAUGAGCAUGGAUGAGGAGGAGAGCGAGGAGAGUGAGAACGAAAACGAAGAGCUGGUUCCUGAAGAAGAAGACGAGGGCCAGGGCAACCUCGAACCCAUCUCCUCCGAGAACAUCAUCCAAGGCGGACGCCGCACACGUGGGAAGAACAUCGACUUCCAGGAAGCGGCUGAGAAGACCAAGAACGACGAGAUGGACGACGACGAUGACGAUGAGGACUUUGCGCCUCAGGACAACGACAAUGAGAACGACGAUGACAAGAUGCGCGAUUAA